AUGAUAAAGCCACAGUUUGUGAAAGUGCUUCUACCAGAGUUCUUGGAAAAGCUGCCGAUUCCUGAUGCAAUUGCGCAGCUCCUCAUGCAUCAGCACAAUGAAACUGCAACUCUGUUCAGCCCUCUCGGCAGAUUUUGGCACAUUGCCCUCGAAAAAGAUGCAGAUGAUAACAUGCACUUCAGCAAUGGUUGGCGAGAGUUCUCGCGAGCCCACGAUUUUACCGCGGGCGACUUCCUCUUGUUUCGCUACGAGGGAAACAUGGUCUUCAAGGUCAAGGUGUUCGACGUAACUGGAUGUCGCAAACAGUAUGAUAGAGCAAUCUCAGAAAAAAGAUCAUUCGGCGCAAAAGAUGAGAUCCUCGAAGAUGUUUGCGACGGUAUGUGUAACUCAGAUGAUUGGCAGAAUCUCUCGACAGGUCGCAGAAAGAGAGGGAAACCGACAGCACCGAAAGAACAGCUGCAGACUCCGCCAGGUUUUCUGGCGACGGAUAAAUCAGCGACGAAGAACAACCGUGCGAGAACCGUACCUCAUUUUGAGAAGAUCAUUAGACCUUACAACUUCUCCUGCGGUCACAUGAGCGUGCCGAGGAAGUUUUGCGCGUCGAACGGACUCACGAGGAAGGAGGAGAUGGUGCUCGAAGAUCCGAAGAGGAGAUCAUGGCAUGUGAAGUUGUGGCACGGCGUAAGCGACAGCCGAUUGCUGUCGGGGUGGAAGGAGUUUUCUGCAGUGAAUAAGUUAGAAGAGGGAGAUAAGUGCACCUUUCAGCUCGUCUCUGACGGAAUACUGCGAGUUCUGAUACAAAAACGCCGUGCGUAACUGCAGCUUAUCUUCGAGUUCUGUGUUCGAUCCUGCAGCUUAUCUUCGAGUUCUGUGUUCAAUCCUGCAGCUUAUCUUCGAGUUCUGUGUUCGAUCCUUCGUUACAUGUUUUCGCUUCGUGUAUGUUCUGGUCAUAGUUUGUAAUCUUGUUGGCCUACAUGCUGGAUGGAACUUUCUUAAACUGUCGACGAUUUACGAGUUUCCAUUAGAUGGAUUAAUGCUUUAUGGUUUUGGUAUUGCUUUGAUUCGUCGCACGGAGAAUUAAAGAAUCGAG
Messenger RNA from Ananas comosus (pineapple), 1090 nucleotides. Its product is annotated as putative B3 domain-containing protein Os04g0347400. Gene Ontology annotation, molecular function: DNA binding. Bases 1 to 816 code for a protein of 271 amino acids. The transcript has 4 exons. Lineage: Eukaryota; Viridiplantae; Streptophyta; Magnoliopsida; Poales; Bromeliaceae. The record is from RefSeq and is a predicted model, not a curated record.